Puccinia graminis f. sp. tritici CRL 75-36-700-3 is the source of this 1662-nucleotide messenger RNA. RefSeq lists its product as uncharacterized. The record is from RefSeq and is a predicted model, not a curated record. The transcript is spliced from 2 exons. Lineage: Eukaryota; Fungi; Basidiomycota; Pucciniomycetes; Pucciniales; Pucciniaceae. The coding region runs from base 18 to 1511 and encodes 497 amino acids.
ACCAACCACUCCAAAAGAUGACAGAAGAACAACUCACAAACGAACAACAACAACAACACAAGAACAACAACAACAACAACCAUCAUCACUCAAGACUCACCAGAUUCCUAUCAAAGUUCACAAUCAACCCAACCAACCACUCAAAACGAAAGAGCUCACUACCCAACCUCAACCUCAACAACAGCAACAACAACAACUCAAACAACAAUAGACAAACUGAAAUCGAAUCAAACACUACCAAACAACGAUCACUCUCUCAUCAUCCUCAGGAUACUCAGAAGAUCAAACUAGACUCAAUCUCACUACAGCCACUCCUACCACUACCAACGAUCAUCGACAGGCACUCAAACUCAUCCUCAUCAGCAGCAUCAACCAACCAGGAGAACCAUCAUCACUCCGAAGCUGACCCCGAGGAUGGCGCAGACCCAAACGCAUCCAUCAGACCAAUCACCCCCUCAUCAAAGGCCAACUCAUUCCUACCCAGUCCAUCCGAAACACCCACCCACCAACAUCAACAACAACAACCAGCACUCAACUCACCCACCCAAUCUAGGCACUCCUAUCGACCCACCAAGAGAUCCUCAACGAUCUCCAACAGCUCAUCCGAACCAAUCCUAGACGACUGCAAGAGCACCUUCGGAAACUCAUCUCUCGCCUCAACCAAACCAACCACCGUCAUCUCACUCGAAAACGGACCAGCCAAUCGGAUCGCCCAACCUCAUCCAUCACCCAUCACCACCCACCACUACCACCACAACCACCACAACCACAACCCAAACCACAACCACCACAAUAACAUCACCAACCACUCAAACAUGGCCCAACCCGCUCAGAAUAACUUGCGCAAUCCGAUCAGAGCUGCGAUCAUCAACCAUCAACGUGUCCAAUCUGCCUCCUCCUCAAUCAUCAAUCAACCCAUUCAACCUACCACACCCUCCCUCACCCUACACUCCUCACCACCCAUCUCUCCUCAGAAUCACUUCUCUAUCAUCAAUGUGCCCAGGCACAGUCUCCCUCAUCCAUCUCAAAACCCCCAUCCGGCUGCACUCGCCGAUAACGCUAGUAUACUCACCCUCGCCUCAUCCGGCUUCAGCCCCUCCUUACACCAUCAACAAAAUUUCCCAUCGGACGAAGAUGCUUCGGUGCGAGCAUUGGCCCCCUCGAGACGGGAAUCGAUCGAGUCGCUUUCGUCGCGCUGGUCGAACGUCAAGUCGACCCGGACCGGCGGCUCGAUCCGGACGACCGGCACGGGCUUCUACACAGGCAUCGGCCCCUCCUCGUCCGUCCAGAACGACUCCGUCCUCACGCCCGUCGACCAGCACCCCGGUGGCGACAGUCCGGCUCUCUUCCAGGACGCAUCCGAGCUCAACAUCCCUAGCCCCCUCCUCCUCCCCGAAACAACUACUACUACUCCCCUCGUCGAGCCCGGUCAUCAUACUCUCGAUCUCAAUCACUCCUCCCCCGUCGCUGAAAAAACUCAGCUUGCUCAGGAAAUCGUUCCCCCCUCCUAGCCUCGAGUAAAACUUCAACCUCCUGUUCUUUCUCACUCACUCACUGUAUUUAUUGUGAAAAUAGAAAUAAAUAUAUACAUAGGAAACGGACUCAUUCGUCUCUUCUUUUUUUUUAUAUACUUGCCAUCCUUAUCUUUUCCAUUUUUUUUUU